CUCUAUAUAUAUAAUUCUGAGUUUCUCACAUUGCAAGCACACUCGAGAAACCAUUCGAUUCCAGCUUUAGUAGUGUAAAGACAACAAGAUGAUUGGCCUUGGGACUUACGGUUGUAGUGCGCCAGCUGCGAGGAAGAUCAAUGCUUAUAAUGUCCCUGAAGGAGUAGACGUUCGGGGUCGAUUUGAUGAAGAGUUUGGUAAGAUUUUGACAAAGGAUGCUUUGCAAUUUGUGGCUGAUUUGCAGAGGGAGUUCAGGAACCAUAUCAAGUAUGCAAUGGAGUGUCGCAAGGAAGCGAAAAGGCGGUAUAAUGAAGGGGCAUUGCCGGGUUUUGAUCCAGCUACAAGGUACAUCAGAGAAGGGCAGUGGACUUGUGCACCAGUCCCACCAGCUGUGGCUGACAGAAGGGUGGAAAUUACGGGUCCUGUGGAGAGGAAGAUGAUCAUCAACGCUCUCAACUCUGGAGCUAAAGUGUUUAUGGCUGAUUUUGAAGAUGCACUCUCACCAAGUUGGGAAAAUCUUAUAAGGGGUCAAAUUAACUUAAAGGAUGCUGUGGAUGGAACAAUAACCUUCCAUGACAGGGCCAGGAACAGGGUUUACAAGCUCAAUGACAAGAUAGCUAAGCUGUUUGUUCGUCCACGAGGUUGGCAUCUACCUGAGGCUCACAUUCUCAUUGAUGGGGAGCCUGCAACUGGUUGUCUUGUGGAUUUUGGCCUUUAUUUUUACCACAACUAUGCCUCUUUCCGCAACACUCUGGGUGAAGGAUUUGGGCCCUUCUUCUAUCUUCCUAAGAUGGAGAAUUCAAGGGAAGCUAAAAUAUGGAAUUUUGUGUUUGAGAAGGCAGAAAAGAUGGCAGGAAUAGAAAAAGGAAGCAUCAGGGCAACUGUUCUAAUUGAAACACUUACAGCUGUCUUCCAAAUGGAUGAAAUCCUUUAUGAGCUUAGAGAUCACUCUGUUGGUCUAAACUGUGGACGAUGGGAUUACAUUUUUAGCUAUGUUAAGACAUUUCAAGGUCACCUGGAUAGAUUGUUGCCAGACAGGGUUCAAGUUGGUAUGACUCAACACUUCAUGAAGAGUUACUCUGAUCUCCUCAUCAGGACAUGCCAUAGGCGUGGUGUCCAUGCCAUGGGUGGAAUGGCAGCUCAGAUUCCAAUUAGAGAUGACCCAGCAGCAAAUGAGGCAGCCCUUGAUCUUGUAAGGAAGGAUAAACUAAGAGAGGUGAAGGCAGGGCAUGAUGGAACUUGGGCAGCUCACCCAGGACUCAUCCAAGCCUGCACGGAAGUCUUCACCAACAACAUGGGAAAUGCUCCCAAUCAAAUCCAAACCGCCAAACGAGAAGAUGCAGCUAACUUAACAGAAGAAGACCUAUUGCAAAGGCCUAGAGGGUUCCGUACCAUGGAAGGCCUCCGCCAAAAUACUUGUGUUGGGAUCCAGUACUUGGCAGCCUGGCUAACUGGCACAGGGUCAGUCCCUCUUUACAACCUCAUGGAAGAUGCUGCCACAGCUGAGAUCAGCAGAGUUCAGAACUGGCAAUGGCUGAAACACGGAGUGGAAUUGGAUGGAGAUGGAGUUGGGGUUCGAGUGAACCGUGAUCUCUUUUGGCGAGUGGUGGAAGAAGAGAUGGCCAGGAUUGAGCGAGAGGUUGGAAAAGAUAAGUUCAGAAAGGGACUGUACAAAGAAGCUUGCAAGAUUUUCACCCGCCAAUGUACUGCUCCUACCCUGGAUGAUUUCCUCACUCUUGAUGCCUAUAAUCACAUUGUCAAGCAUCAUCCUGAGGGUGUAUCUAAGAUCUGAACGAGCUCAUCACUUUCUUCCCGUGGAAGCCUAGAAUCCUGGGCUCGGUCUUGUGUUGUGUCAAAAACUACUGCUACUGCUAAUAAGUAAAUCAUCAAUCAUCAUUUCGGUGUUGGCUUUAGGGAAAAGCUUCAGCUAUGUUAAUUCAGCUCAUCACUUUUGAAUGACUGUCCUGAGUCCUGGCCCAGCCCAUAGCCAAAGUUUGAGCCCCAAUUCACAGCCCCAGCAGUGACAACCAUGGCACUCUCUCUCCUUUGAAUUAAAGGGCCAAGGAAAAAGAAUGAAAGACCUUGGUAAACUUUCAAAAGCUUCCAAAAUUCCAAAGGAAAAGUGAAGUACACAAAAAGGAAAUUAAUGAAAGUAAUUAGACGGCCAUCAUCUUGUUUGAUUGUUGACAAAAUGGCUAAAAGAAAGAAAAAGACAUCAAUGCUUGUUUAACCAAUCGACUGAUGAAAGUAGUGUGAAAAAAAAUGGGAAGUUAAAGCUUGUACCUAAAAAAUCCAAUUAGAAAUUCUGAUACAAUAGAAUAAAAACCUGCAAAAAUAACGACUAGGAAUCGGAUUCAUUUUGUUCCCCUUGUGAGGCUGGCCAGAGGAUAUAUAAGGCGAAAUUAUAUUCCUUGUUACAUUUCACCUUCAAUGGCAGUGUAUGAAUCACAGUAGAUUAAGGCUGCAUUUGGAUUGAAACGGAGCUGCAUUUAUCAUGAAAACCUGUGCUAACUAUAUUGUACAAUGCAAAAAAAUGCAUUUGGUUUACAUGAAUGGUGA
Molecule: messenger RNA, 2559 nt
Organism: Durio zibethinus
Lineage: Eukaryota; Viridiplantae; Streptophyta; Magnoliopsida; Malvales; Malvaceae
Gene: MLS
Product: malate synthase
Biological process (GO): glyoxylate cycle
Cellular component (GO): cytoplasm
Molecular function (GO): malate synthase activity
Source: RefSeq, a predicted model, not a curated record